AUGACAGUCGAGAAGAUCCUGAACGAGCGAAGAAAACUCAUUGCGGGUUUGGAGGCUGUACCCGUAGGGCUCGUAAAGCGCUUGGAAAGAGUUGGUGAUUCAGAUCUGCUGUCCAGCUCUCAAAGCUCCAACUCUCCGUUAGAAUCAUCCGUCCCUGAGGAGCCCAAAAUCAUCUCCCUCCCUUGUGCUCAUGUCUUCCACGAAUCCUGUUUGCUCCCCUGGUUUACAAGGGCGAAGCAAGCGACGUGUCCAACAUGUCGAACUACCAGUUCACCGCUUCCUUAUCAGCCUUUCAACUUUGGAGCACCUCGUUCAGCUCCACAAGCAAACGGUGCUGCUCCUGCUGCCCAAGCAGCUCCCGCGCCUGCAUCUGGUGCAGCACAACCUGUACCAGCUUCUACUGCCGAACAACCUGCGGCCGCUCCUCCGCCUGCAGGACCCACCGCCUUUGAAGCUGCAGCGCUGAGCCAGCGCCUCAGCCUGCAAGCUAACCAAGUUCCUCCUAAUUUCUUCAACCCUGGCCAACCUGGCCAGGGCUUCACCUAUCGAACGGCGUAUCCGCAGGCCUGGAGCCACUGUACAUAUCCUGCAGUUUCCCGAGGAAACGCUUUCCAGGACUUCUUUCGUCGUGCUGGAGCAGGCCCCAUGCCACGCCUCCAGUUCCUCGAACACAUAACCGUCCCUUCGGCGGGCCGCAAAGCAGGCGACUUCAUGACCAUCGGCCUUGAUCUGAUCUUCAACGAAUCGUUACCCGCAGAUAUGCCACUGCCGCAGCAGCAGCCUCACACACAGGGGCAGUCCCAGCCACAAGGGGAGCCGGAAUCACAGCAGCAGCCUCAGCCUCAAGAUGGGGUCCAGGAGCAGCAGCAGAACCAACCUCCAGGGCAAAGGCAAGGCCGAGCACCGCCUGUCGGCGAGGUGCCCCAGGAGUUCGAGUUCCAAAACUUUAUCAACAAUCUCAUUCAAAAUGCUACACGUACUUCAUCCCAUCCCAAUGUUCAACAACGGACCCGCUGCACCAGAGGGGCAGCCUCAGCCUGCACAGGGCAGGAGCCACCUGCUGAUGAAGCCCAGGUUCCUCCUAUUAAUGCGCCUCCGCCCCAUCCAGGCGGUGCUUCCCUACCGAUACCGCCAUUCAACUUCCCACACACGCACCCUAUCCGCCCGACGCGCCCAAUGCCUCCGCGCCGCGAGAGGAAGACAUGGAUGCUGCUGCCGCACCCGCAGAAGGAGCGCGAGGCGGGCCUACGGUGCUACGAUCCGUCGUGUGGCAUUGGCCCGUCUGACGAAGACCCCGUCCCUGAAAUACUGGCUGAGUCAAUGAAGCAGCUCUCAAUACAUCCAUUAUUGCAUCCUGGAGAAGGAUCUUUGUGCGCGCACACAUUCCACCCUGCGUGCUUAGUUAGUGCGGAGCGCGUUGCCGGAUGGGGCGCGGAAGAUAAAACGGAGCCGCACGUGGAGGUGGUCGUGCCCAGUAUGCCGGAAGAGUGGGAGGAGGGCGUAUUGGCUCUCUGAAUGAUCGAUCGAUAUUGUGAUCGUCCGUUCAUUUUGCAUGCUUCUUGGAAGUAUACCUGUAUGGUGAGUGACGAUGUGUAAUGUUAGGAAAGCUGUGUGUCUAAUCGUAUACAGUCUUGUCUCUAGUAAUGAUGUUUCAUAACCCACGAAAUAUGUGACUUCUCGGAUUAUUUUACGUCUCUAGAUUGUUAUUUUCAUUGCCUGUUAUCGCAACAUAGUUACGUGUAUGUAUGCCUCAUUCUAAUUGCACACACGCAAUACAUGCAUUCAUGAACCUUCAAAUACUCAUCGAACUUUAUCGCCGCA
Molecule: messenger RNA, 1821 nt
Organism: Suillus subaureus
Lineage: Eukaryota; Fungi; Basidiomycota; Agaricomycetes; Boletales; Suillaceae
Exons: 6
Coding region: 1-1515 (504 amino acids)
Source: RefSeq, a predicted model, not a curated record